Molecule: messenger RNA, 952 nt
Organism: Argiope bruennichi
Lineage: Eukaryota; Metazoa; Arthropoda; Arachnida; Araneae; Araneidae
Product: male-enhanced antigen 1-like
Exons: 4
Coding region: 145-690 (181 amino acids)
Biological process (GO): spermatogenesis
Source: RefSeq, a predicted model, not a curated record
GUAACUAUACAGAAAAACAAACCAAAAUAUUCGUGAAGAGGUGUGUGUGAUGUUCUAUUCGAUUUGAUUGUUUCUUCAUAAGGAAUAUCAAGUUUAAAAAUUAUUUAUUAGAUAUUUAAUCAAUAAUUAUCAAUAAAAUCUAAGAUGGCACCUAUUAUUCCAUUUCCAAAUGAAAUUCCAACUGACAGCGCAGAGAAUAAUUCAAAUGAAUCUCCUGCAAACUUCGUAAGCGAUUCAGACAGUUAUUCCGAAGAUGAAGACCAUGAUGGUUACCAACCACUUUCACAAGAUCCUGAGAACUGUUUUGACAAUCACAGUGAUGAUAUGGACGAAGAUAGCAAUUUUUUACCAGAUGAAGAAAUGAUGGCCUGUGGUGUCAGUUUACCGAGUUCUUCCUUGCUGUUACCUGCUCCAUCUGAUGAAGUAAUGGUUUCAGAUUCAAAAGGUGACUUGAAGAAGGAUUUAAAAAUGGAUGAAGAUCAUAUUGAAACUAUUAAAUCUGUAAUGAAAAGCAUCACAUUACCGAAAUCCAAUUUACCACAAUGGGCAACUUCAGUACCUGAAGAAGAGUGGAAAUCUGCCCUUUUUUCUAGUAUGCUAAAUAAAAUAAAAAACGACAAUACUAAUUCAUGCUUUGGGGAAGGCUCAAAAAAGAAAGAUUCUGAUUUUUAUAAUGAUGUUGCUAGGUAAUUCUGUAAAUAAGAAUUGUUAUUCAUGUAUAAAUUUACUAUUGAAUGUUUGAUGUUGGAGAAGAUGUAUUCUUGGUUAAAAACUCUUGUAUAAGUUUAUUGAAUUUUUAAAAAUAUGUGUUGCAUUUAAUAUUGCUAUAGCUAAUGGCUUCAAUGUAUGUAUAGUUUUUCUCUACAGUUGGCAUUAGCUGUUUUGUAGAAAGCUUCUACAACUAUUUAUAAGAUUAUUUAUUUAAAAAUAAAAUUCAAUUCCUACCAUAUUA